AUGGAUCUGUUUGACCCAGAGGAGCAGUUCCUUCAGUGCGCGAGAAAUGGAAACGUUCCAGGGAUUCAGAGGCUCCUGCGGGCCAUGAUAAAGGAAGAAAUCCGCAUCAACAUCAACUGCAGAGGUAAGAGCAAAGCCAACUCGGGGUGGACAGCGCUACACCUGGCCUGUUACUUUGGACACAGAGAGGUGGUGGAGGAACUGCUCAAGGCAGGCGCCAGCGUGAAUUCGACCAAUGACACGGGGGACACCGCUCUCCACAUGGCCGCCCUCACGGGGAGGAAGGAAGUUACCCUACUGCUGCUACGGUAUGACGCCCCUGCCGCUGUCAUCAACGGAACAGGACAAAUUCCCAAAGAUGUCACUCAAGAUGAUGAAAUUAUAACCAUGUUAGAUGCGGCGGAGAGGAGAGAACAGCGGAGACUGGAGGAGCAGCUCCUGGGUGCUGCGAGAGACGGCGAUGUCAUCACACUGGCCCAGCUGCUCAACAGAAAGCCACCUCCAGAUAUCCACUGUAAAGACAUUCUGGGAAACACUCCCCUACACUGUGCGGUCUACAGAGACCAGAAACACUGUGCUCUUCGCUUGCUCAGGAGUGGAGCUUCUCCCAGCAUUAGGAACCGCAAUGGUCAGUCUGCAUUUGACCUUGCCAACAGCGCUGAGAUGAAGACAAUAUUGGAAGACAAUGCAGAGAAGCACAUGGCUCAGAAUGUCCAGAUGUUUGAAGGACCUCUCUGGAAGAGUUCACGAUUUGUGGGCUGGCGUUCCCAUUGGGUGAUCUUGCGGGAGGGGACUCUGUCCUGGUAUCCCAAAAGGUCAGAUGCGGACGCUAACAUCCGCAGACAAGGCUGCAAGAGUCUUGCUCAGGCUCACUGCGUGAUCAAAGCCUGGGACAACUGCCAUUUUACUCUCAAGUGCUUUGAUGGGAGUGUCCAUCAUUUUAAAGUGUGCCCAAAAACCGACCCAGAAGCAACAAGAAAAAAAUGGCUGGCUGCCCUGGAGGAGCACUCCACCUACAGUACACACUGCUCCUCCCAGGACCGACACAGCGAGGAAGAUCAGGAGGAAGAGGAGGAGGAAGAGGAGGACAUGAUGUCAGUGAGUCACCUGACGGACUCCCUGGAAAUAGCUGAAGCCAACCAGCAGAGAGUGGAGACGCAAGUGUCCACCCUCUUCUCCAUGGUGAAGAACAGUGAGGCCGAAUGCCUGCCUGCCGCCAUUCUCCUGAAAGUGAGGGAGGUGAAGGACCUUUCCAGCGACACCUGUGCCUCCCUCCGCACCUGCCUGAGACUCCUCUGCAGACAGGAGGAGGUGUGGAGGCUGAAAUUGGAACAGGAAGUCGAGAAGAACCGGAUCCUGUCGGACGCCCUGCAGACUCUCUCCCACGAGCACAGCCUCCUCGAGCAGACCCUUGCCCAAAAGCGGACCCCUCCACGGAGCACGCUCCCUGAGGAUGAGUUCUUCGACGCUGUCUCUGAAUCACACUCGGAGCACUCGUUAAGCGGAUUCCUGUCGGUGGCCGGCCACUCCUGGGAGGAAGAGUCUGUUCGGUCCAGUGGCAGCAGCCCCAGCGGACCCGCCGCCAUGUCCCAGGAGGGUAACCACGGCAACGAGAAGCCCCAGUGCAACGGGACGAAAAAGCACAGAAUGGCCUUGCCGGCCCCCAUGUUCUCCAGAAAUGACAUCAGCAUCUGGAGCAUCCUGAAGAAAUGCAUUGGAAUGGAGCUCUCUAAGAUCGCCAUGCCGGUCGCCUUUAACGAGCCCCUUAGCUUCCUUCAGCGCCUAACGGAGUACAUGGAGCACACGUACCUCAUCCACCAGGCUAACAGCACGCCGGACUCCAUGGAGAGGAUGAAGUGUGUCGCGGCCUUCGCCGUCUCUGCCGUGGCCUCGCAGUGGGAGAGGACCGGGAAGCCUUUCAACCCGCUGCUGGGAGAGACGUACGAGCUAGUCAGGGAGGACCUGGGCUUCAGGCUGAUGUCGGAGCAGGUCAGCCACCACCCGCCGGUCAGCGCGUUCCACGUGGAGGGUAUGAACAACGACUUCGUGUUCCACGGGUCCAUCUACCCCAAGCUCAAGUUCUGGGGGAAGAGCGUGGAGGCGGAGCCUAGAGGGAUCAUCACCCUGGAGCUGCCAAAGUACAAUGAAGCUUACACCUGGACAAAUCCCACCUGCUGCGUUCACAACAUCAUAGUGGGCCAGCUGUGGAUCGAGCAGUAUGGGAAUGUAGAGGUGAUCAACCACAAAACAGGAGAGAGAUGUAGCAUUACCUUCAAACCCUGUGGCCUUUUUGGCAAAGAGCUGCACAAAGUGGAAGGCUACAUACUGGAUAAAAGUAAAAAGAAGCUGUUAGCCAUUUAUGGGAAGUGGACAGAGUGUCUGUACACGGUGGACCCAGCCACCUACGAUGCCCAAAAGAAGACGGACAAGAAGAACCCUGAGGAGAAGAAGAGUAGCAAACCAGCUGCCCCCGAUGAGGAGGCCGAGGAGAUGCCCCCUCCAGAGGCGGAGACGGUGCAGGUGAUCCCCGGCAGCGAGCUGCUGUGGAGGAUAGCGCCCCGUCCGGAAAACUCCGCCGAGAUGUAUGCCUUCUCCACCUUUGCCAUGCAACUGAAUGAGCUGGAGAAGGACAUGGAGGGCGUCAUACCCAAAACAGACUCCCGGCUAAGGCCAGAUAUUCGUGCAUUGGAGAACGGCGAUAUAGAUUUGGCGAGUGAGGAGAAAAAGAGAGUGGAGGAGAAGCAGAGGGCAGCACGGAAAACCCGCUCCAAGUCAGACGAAGAAUGGAAGACAAGGUGGUUUCACCAGGGACCUAACCCUCACAACGGUGGCCAGGACUGGCUAUACUCUGGAGGGUACUGGGACAGGAACUACACCAACCUGCCUGACAUCUAUUAAUGCAAUUCACCCACACAUUUCCAUGUGUGUCCACCUGAGCCCCCAUUUAAGCUCUCCUGUUUAAACCAUGGUGUAGCUCUGUUCUGCAGGAUAUUUCAGUUUUUUGAGGACUGAUUGUGAAAACAAAGAACAGGGCAGACAUGGUUCCCUUCGGUAUUAUGUUACAGGACAUUUAUCAAUAUUUAUUUUUAGUUAGCAGGCACCUAUUUCCAGGACAAAUAGCAUAGCUAUUAUAUGUUUGGACUUGAACUUGCAGCCUUGCAACCUCAGUUUAAAUUCAGUUUCAACAUUUGUGAUAAAGCCCAUGAAUGGACAGGUACUAAAAUAACCAUGCAGAAGACUACACCAUGUGUGAGGUCACCUCAUUGCACAUUGUUCAAUAAGUACUUUAGGAAUUAGACAAAUGUGAUUCUUUACUACUAUCAUUGUUGACCAGUUGAAAAUUUUCUGUCUGGUUCAUGGAAGGCUAGGAUUUGGUCCCUUCUAUUUUUAAGAUGCAGUGUUUUGAGUUGAAUGUGAUAUCUCUUAUCGUGUUUCUCCCUCUAAAGAAGCCACUUAUACGAUGUCUGACAGACUAUUUAAGAAAUUGUAUAGCUAUUUUGUGAAUAGACCACAUUAGGUUUGUCAGUAGUUAGGAAGUAGUACCAACUCAGUCUUUAAUAAAGUGCUCCCUGUCAUAAUGCAGCCUGUUGCAGUUUAGGAAACGACUCGAUACCUCUCUCAUUCCAUAAAAAAAGCUGUUUUAAGCUCUUCCCUCUCGUGCAGAAUCUCUCCAGAUCAGAAAGCUGCCUCUACUUAUGGAUCUCAACGGCUGCAUUACGACAAGGGAGCUCAUGUUGCACACCGGGUGGACGUAUAGCAGACGCACCGCUGUAGAGACCAUCAGUGAGUGGUGAGCCUGCACACUCUGACUGUUAUCCAUGCCUUAGAGUCAUGCUUAGCGCGGCGCGAGGCCCGUGCUGCUGGCCGGCUGCAGGGGAACCUUUGCCGAUCAUAGCUUCUACGUCCGUAGCUGUUCUAAACUAUCACACGCUUAAACAGAGCUUGUCCGUUGUAACAGUGCAGUGAAUAUGUAAUACCAGGGUCAGGCACUUCAGAAAACGUUGCACACCAAAGACGAGGAUCGUCGUAAAAAUGCUAGGCGGAGCAUGGUGGUUUUGGGGGGGGGGGGGGUCUGUCCUCUGCAAAGGGGCAAAUGGCUUCAGUGAAGUGGCAGUCUACUUGAGGGAGUAUUCACUAGCGACGGGCAAGCGGGGCUUCACAAAACACAAAGCUCAGGGUUCGUUCAGUAGGCCAUACGCGUUGCGCUCUGGUUCACAAAGGUGCUGAUGGGAAAUAUAGUCCAGACUCAAACGUAAAAGAGUUCCGCCACCAUGAACUGCGGAUUCCUCACCGCUGCAAAACGCUGCUCAACAUCUAGCCGUCAGACAUACCCGAAGUGCAGCCAUUUUAUCAGAUUGCUCCCUUGACUGAUAAUCCAGCAAACCUGUGAACCAAUCAGUUUGGUUUCCACAGCCCAGCACUCCUGCUGGUUCGGAUCUGCAUGCCAUAACGUGAUUCGCUACGGUCAGUCGUGUUCAGUGCAUCCCGUUUACCUAUCGCUAGUACGCAGCCGUUGGAAAAAGCCACCGUGCAGGAAACUGACAGCACAGACACUAACACCGACAGUCCCUUCUUCACAGCGAAACUUGCGCAUGCAUCACUUCAACUAUGCAAGCAACGGCGGUGUGAACACAAAUUACGACCAUGUCUGGACUGUUACAACCAUGUUCUGUAAACAUUCCCCUAACUCUGUUGUGUAUAGGCACAGUAACUUAUGUAGACUGUUUCAAAUGUACUGUACGGAGGUAGAUGGACUAGUGUGAUCUAGAAAUGCACGGUUUUACCCAGUCUUGACCUGUGUAUAUUAAUUG
Molecule: messenger RNA, 4811 nt
Organism: Megalops cyprinoides (Indo-Pacific tarpon)
Lineage: Eukaryota; Metazoa; Chordata; Actinopteri; Elopiformes; Megalopidae
Product: oxysterol-binding protein-related protein 1-like
Exons: 28
Coding region: 1-2898 (965 amino acids)
Cellular component (GO): intracellular membrane-bounded organelle; cytosol; membrane
Molecular function (GO): cholesterol binding; protein binding
Source: RefSeq, a predicted model, not a curated record